GCAAAACCAUUAUUGUAUUAUAAAUCGAUCGUACUAUAGGAGACCCGUUCUAGUCUUCCAGUGACUGGUUGUGUCUCUUUAAUUAGCUCUUGUUCAAUAUUCUAAAAAAAUUUCCAAACCUUCCUUAUGAGAAUAUAGCCACAAACACAUACAAAAUGGGAACUGGUCACAGUUCUCAUAAUAACCUAAGAAGCGAUUGUACUUCUUUCGAUGUCACCCACGAUGGUGCCAAAGCAAGAUGGAGAAACUCACUAGAGGUUUCCAUGGGCAACUGGAGAAAAGGCAACACAGAAUUUUGGGGUGUGGAAUACAAAACCAAUCAGAAAAAACGGGAAAAGUGUAGUCAUUUUGAAUUUUGGGGUGUGGAAUAUGAUGAUGUUGGUCUUUAUGUUGUGGCCAAAAUUCGACACAAAAUGGGUCACGGUUUUGUUGUUGAAGUGGAUGGUCCUUUCAAACGCUCAGUGGUUUAUCUUGAUGAGGUUAUUAGCCUAACCUUUCACACCGGUGUGUGGUCACCUAAUGCGUUUUCUCACUCUAAUGGAGCAAAUCGCAGCCAUGGCGAAGAAACAAGAGGUCAAAUUGUCAAUACUUUCUUACAGAAAAAUAACGGGGAGCAAUACAAUACAGUCUUCUCAAUUCAAGUGGAUGCACUACUGGUUAUCUAAAUAAUUCGAUUGUUUUCUUGAAUUUUCCACGGUAGAAAUUAGGAAAUUAUGUGAUGUGUAUGUAUGUAAUUAUUCUAUUUAAUAAGGUUCAAAUAAACCACUAAAGAUUUAUUUAGUCGGUAUAAGAAA
Messenger RNA from Glycine soja, 794 nucleotides. RefSeq lists its product as uncharacterized. NCBI's taxonomy places the organism in Eukaryota, Viridiplantae, Streptophyta, Magnoliopsida, Fabales, Fabaceae. Bases 156 to 665 code for a protein of 169 amino acids. The transcript has a single exon. The record is from RefSeq and is a predicted model, not a curated record.